Messenger RNA from Anoplopoma fimbria (sablefish), 2433 nucleotides. RefSeq names its product septin-5-like. Gene Ontology annotation, biological process: regulation of exocytosis; cytoskeleton-dependent cytokinesis. The coding region runs from base 273 to 1928 and encodes 551 amino acids. Gene Ontology annotation, cellular component: synaptic vesicle; cell division site; septin complex. Lineage: Eukaryota; Metazoa; Chordata; Actinopteri; Perciformes; Anoplopomatidae. The transcript is spliced from 13 exons. Gene Ontology annotation, molecular function: GTP binding; GTPase activity; molecular adaptor activity. The record is from RefSeq and is a predicted model, not a curated record.
CGCAGGUAGCCACGUGGAGAAAGCCCGUCCACAAACUAUUUUUUUCUUUUUUCGGCCGAGCAUUUGAUGUUUUUGACAGCUGUUGGGCUGUAAUGAUAAUUUCAACAAAUAAAAUGUAAUACUAUAAAAUAUGUGCAUACACUUUAUAGUUUAUAAACACGUGUUGCCAAGGUACAAACGUUGCUAGGAGCGAGCUUCUUUUAAAAAAUACUCAUAAUACAAAGUGGAUAAAUUGAUCAGCAUAGAGAUGAGAGAGUGGUUUCAAGGUUUCCAUGGACUCUUAUAUUUAUGUGUUUUGCCAUGAGACCAAUCGUUGGACUGUCUACAUCGGCACUUCAUGCUUAGCCAUGUACGAAGCCUCAAGGAGCCAGGGAGAGUUUGAGGAGCCGUCAGCAUCAUGCAGCACAUGUCAUCUCCGGUCAGGUUCCGCAGCAGUAAGAAAGUUGUCCAGUCUGUCCAUUGGGGACCAGGAGAACACUCCGUUUCCUUUUGCCAUCAGGGAUCUGCCUCCCAUCUCUCAGCCUGGCGACCGGCACCAGACACCACACGACCAGGCACCAGUCCACCAUGAGGCAGAGGGAACUGAGACAGCAACCAACGGUCUCCCCACCCUCCCCGGGACUCCCACUGUUCCCCAUGCCAUCCUCUGCAACCCUGCUGGCUCUCCGACAGUCCCUCAUAGACCAAGUCGCAUGGGAGAAAACGCAAAUCUUCAGCCGGUGGCGCUGAGGAGGCAGCUCGUCUCUCAGGUGUCUAUGGAUUGUCCACUCAGCCCGGCAUCACGUCCACAGAGCCCCUGGGGACGCUUUGACCCAAAUGACCCUCGAGAGGAUCAGGACAAAGAGUAUGUGGGUUUUGCCACGUUGCCCAACCAGGUUCAUAGAAAGACAGUGAAGAAAGGUUUCACAUUCACGCUGCUGGUGGCAGGGGAGUCGGGCCUCGGUAAAUCCACACUUAUCAACAGUUUGUUCCUCACGGACCUCUACAAAGACCGGAAGGUUCCCAAUGCACAAGAACGGAUUGAUCAAACAGUCAACAUCGUAAAACACACCAUUAGCAUUGAAGAGAAAGGAAUCAAAGUGAGGCUCAGCAUCAUAGACACACCGGGGUUCGGAGACGCUGUCAACGACACAGAUAGCUGGAAGCCAAUAGAAGACUACAUUGACCAGCAGUUUGAACAGUACUUCAGAGAUGAGAGCGGGUUGAACAGAAGGAACAUCCCGGACAACAGAGUACACUGCUGCCUCUACUUUAUCUCUCCGUUCGGCCACGGUCUUCGGCCUCUGGAUGUGGCGUGUAUGAAGGCUUUGCAUAACAAAGUUAACAUAGUUCCUGUUGUGGCCAAAGCUGACAGCCUGACACAAGCAGAGGUCUACAGAAAGAAGCUGAAGAUCAGACAGGAGAUUGAACAGUUUGGGAUCAACAUCUACCAGUUUCCAGAGUGUGAUUCAGAUGAGGACGAAGACUUUAAAAAGCAGGACCAAAUACUCAAGGACAGCAUCCCAUUUGCAGUAAUUGGGAGUAAUGUUCAGGUGGAGAGCGAAGGUCGUAAGUUCAGGGGUCGUUUCUAUCCCUGGGGUGUGGUAGAAGUGGAGAAACCGGCUCACUCUGACUUCCUGCUGCUGAGGAACAUGCUGGUGAGAACCCAUAUGCAGGAUCUGAAGGAUGUGACCGGGGAGACGCACUAUGAAAAUUAUAGAGCCCAGUGCAUUGAGAAUAUGACGCGCAUGGUGGUGCAGGAGAGGAAACGCAGUUUGCGUGAGAAGCAUCGCGAUCCGAGCGAGGCAGAUGUUCCUCUGCCGCUGGCUCCCGCUGACAAUCAGACGGAAAGACUCCUAUUACAGAAAGACGAAGAACUGAGGAGGAUGCAGGAGGUGCUGGAGAGGGUCCAGGAGCACAUGCUGCACGGCCAGAGAGGAGGUUUCUGAUUGUGGUUUCUGAUACCCGAGAAGAAAGAAAAAAAGGAGGAGGAGACAAACGAGGAGUCCCCAGGAACACAAAGGAGGCCCCGUCUACAAUGACAAGCAAAAAGAGAUGGAACUUGUAUGAAAAGGAAAGUAGCACAGUUGAGGUCCUUGUCCGAUGGCUGUCUCCCACCACCCCAAAAAAAAACCAAGUGAGCUUUACUCUCAAACUCUGUAAGUAUAAAGACACAGUCGCAAACUCCUGCGCAUGUUUGCUUACCUGCAGCCAGGAGAUGCAGGUUCCAGCCUUCAGCAGGUCACACUGGCUGUGAAUUUCUUCAUUGAAAGAUGGCAACCAUCAAACAUCUUCAUCCGGAGACUAUAAUUUAAAUUUCUUCCAUAAAUGUUAUCAAUGUGACCCAGGACGGCAUCUUGAGUAGUAACCUUGAUAAGGAUGAAACACUGUCAUCUAGGGGUCUUUGUAGUGAUUUGGUUUCAAAUUUGUAAACAGCAUUUUUCAUGUUUAUUA